AUGCACCCAAAUACUUCUACAGCACAUUUUCCAGAUCUGGCUGUUGAGCUCGUCGAGUUGAUCGCCAGCUUCCUCGGGGGCGAUAACUUGCUUGACCUUCGCCUGGUCUGUCGGAAGCUUCAGAAGAAAACAUUCCACCAGUUUGCACGGCGAUACUUCUCCUCCAUCAAGACCGAUCUCUCUGCGGAAAGCCUCGGGCGCAUUCACGCUCUAUCCCGGAAUCAAGCCCUGCGUCCCUACGUGCACGGGUUGGCUUUUAUGCUACAGAAUGGCGUGGGUCGCGGUUUGAUUUGGGACCGGCAUCCCUGGGGCCCCUUAUCAGCGCCCAUGGAGAUCGAAGCGAUACGGCAGCUACGUGACAAUUUGGUCCAUAACUUGACGAACUGUCGAUCAUUUUUCAUCUUCUGUCGAUACCCGGAAGGCCAUCCGGAUAUGAGCCGAGUCACAAUCACUGACGCCGUGGCGGUAUUCUUUGCACUCAUCGUCGACGCCGAACUACCGCUUUCUUCAUUCCAUCUUGUCUAUGCUAAUAAAUACUCCCGCACAUUAAUUAUGGAUAUGCGACGACUUCCUAAACUCCUAUAUCGACAACCAAAGUUCAAAGCAGUCUGGUCAAACUUGCAGAAACUAUCUUUGGAACAAUACCUCACACUGGACAACUUCAAUUUCCUCCUGGAGCUCGUUCUCAAUGCACCGAAUUUGCGGACCCUUCUAUUAAACUUAGGGUCUCAUGAUUUGGCAUGUGAAUUUAUGCAUGAGCUUGCCGAAACUGCCACUUUCUCUCAGCUUCAUGAACUAGCAUUGUUCCGAACAGCUGUUAGAGUGCCUGACCUUCAAAGGCUUCUCGAUAGCCUUCGAGGCAGUCUUGCUGCGUUGACAUUAUAUCAUGUAUCUCUCACUCCAGAUGAUGACUGGAUUCCGAUUUUGAAAGACCUCGGUCGCAACUUCAAGUCGUUACAGAGCAUUUCGUUAUACUACCUUUGGGCCACGGCGCCGACACGGGAACUUUUUUCGUUCCCGGACAUUCGCAAAACCCCUGGACUCUGUGAUACACCGGAUCAACGCCUGCAAAUAUUUUACUCGGAAAAUAUCAAAGCCCCAUCUGUUCUUGGGGUCGAGUAUUCUGGGUCAAAAAUGCCGCAAGUUUUGAGCCUGCUACAAACCACAUCACAGCAUACGUGA
Molecule: messenger RNA, 1182 nt
Organism: Penicillium macrosclerotiorum
Lineage: Eukaryota; Fungi; Ascomycota; Eurotiomycetes; Eurotiales; Aspergillaceae
Exons: 1
Coding region: 1-1182 (393 amino acids)
Source: RefSeq, a predicted model, not a curated record